Messenger RNA from Struthio camelus australis, 3347 nucleotides. It is a transcript of the gene ARHGAP22, whose product is annotated as Rho GTPase activating protein 22. Gene Ontology annotation, biological process: activation of GTPase activity; signal transduction. Lineage: Eukaryota; Metazoa; Chordata; Aves; Struthioniformes; Struthionidae. Gene Ontology annotation, molecular function: GTPase activator activity. The record is from RefSeq and is a predicted model, not a curated record. Gene Ontology annotation, cellular component: focal adhesion.
GCGGUGGGUCGCUGCUCCCCGACUCCAGCUCUUGCUGCCCUGCGGACCGGCGCCCUCGCUCUUGCUUUUGCUGUGCAGCCGCGUCAGCUGCGCCGGCUCCUCGGCGUGUGCUUGGAGCCCUUUUUCCCCUGGCUCCGGCUUGGAGAGGUCUAGCUCCUGAGCUGAUUCUCGCCGAGUCAAAGCGUCUGCUGAGCGCGGCCGCAGGAAGAUGCGGCGGGGGAGCGCGGGAUGGGCGCUGCUCCCUGGAAGAGGCUUAUUAAUAACGCUGAUGCACGGCCAAUUAGCAGCGGGAGCCAGGUCCAGCCCUCGUGUCUGCGCGCUGCACGGUCAAAGAGUUUGGUGAUGGGUGAACAGAUUGGGCCUCCCUCCAGACCUUCCUCUCCUAAUCCGCAAGAACGUAUGCUGAAGUGUGGCUGGCUGAAGAAACAAAGGAGCAUUAUGAAGCACUGGCAGCAGCGGUGGUUUGUUCUGCGUGGGGACCAGCUCCUCUACUACAAGGAUGAGGAGGAAACUAAACCUCAGGGUUUCAUUCCACUGCAAGGCAAUCAGGUGAACGAGCUGCCACCUAAUCCUGAUGAACCAGGGAAACAUCUGUUUGAAAUUGCCCCAGGUGGUGCAGGAGACCGUGAAAAGAUGCCUGUCAAUCAUGAAGCUUUCCUGCUCAUGGCUAAUUCCCAGAAUGAAAUGGAAGAUUGGGUAAAAGCCAUCCGACGGGUUAUAUGGGCUCCGUUUGGUGGAGGUAUUGCAAAUAGCUCACAUGCACAUAAAUUAAAACAUUUGCCUCAAGGGAUCUUUGGGCAGCGUUUGGAGGACACGGUACAGUACGAGAGGAAGUAUGGCCAGCGGCUGGCCCCGCUGCUGGUGGAACAGUGUGCGGAUUUUAUUAGGGAGCGAGGUCUUACUGAGGAGGGGCUCUUUCGGAUGCCUGGCCAAGCCAACCUUGUCAAAGAUCUGCAGGAUUCCUUCGACUGUGGAGAGAAGCCCCUCUUUGACAGCAACACAGAUGUUCACACUGUGGCGUCCCUCCUGAAGCUUUACCUCCGAGAGCUGCCAGAGCCUGUCAUCCCCUUCGCCAAAUAUGAAGACUUUAUUUCUUGUGGACAGCUACUCUCAAAAGACGAGGGAGAGGGAACCCAGGAACUGGUUAAACAGGUGAAGAAUUUGCCCCAAGCCAACUACAACCUUCUCAAAUACAUAUGCAAGUUCCUUGAUGAAGUUCAGGCUUACUCCAGCGUUAACAAGAUGAGUGUCCAGAACCUAGCUACAGUAUUUGGACCAAAUAUAUUACGACCCAAAAUGGAAGAUCCAGUGACCAUGAUGGAAGGCACCUCACUAGUUCAGCACCUGAUGACGGUGCUGAUAAGUGAACAGGGGCGAAUCUUUGCUGUUCCUCAGACAGAUGUGCCAGGGAGCCAACUUGAAAUCCGACCUGUGCGUCAGCGCAAUACUGUGGAGUGGAUCUCUGAGGAGGAUGGGGAGGACAGCAGGUCAGAAAACAGUGUUUCCAGCCCCGCUGAUUUGCCUUCAGGCAAUGCUGUGGCAGUAGAGCCCACUCCUGGACCUGUGGUGAAAAACACCCCUCCUGAGCGCAGCGGCAAAUUGACUCAGCCUGCUACUAGCCCCAGCAAAAGAGUGCAGACGUUGCCUCCGUGGAAAUACUCCUUCCGCCAGCAGGGAGCACGGUCUGUGAGUCCAAAGCUGGGCAGCUCAUCCUUAGAUAUCCCCAACCUCUCCUCUGGUGGGAACUGGUUGAUGAAUGGACUGUACUCUCUCCGAGGUCACCGCAGGACAGCCUCUGGGGAACGGGUUAAAGACUCGUGCUCUUCCCAGAGACUCUCUACCUAUGACAACGUCCCUUCUUCCAGCCUCUCCCUCAGUACACACAGUAUGGCCAGCACUACGUGGUCUACAUCGUCGUGUGAAAUCUCCGUGGUGGACUCAGUCAGCAGCUGCCCAGCCUGUCGGGCCAGCGACUCUUCUGCUUUAAGCUCUCUCAAAACGGAGUGGGUAACUCAGGGCUCUCUGUCUCAGAGCGAGGUCAAGACUGCAGAUCUAGAGAACAGCACUGACAGGAUUUACGCUUGCAGCAGUAGCAGUGAACAGAGCAACCCUGCUGCUGCUUCCAGAGACUCUGUCAAAUGCUCUAGGGCCUUGCAGAGCUUGGUGGUGGAGCUAAAGACAGAACUGAGCAAACAGAGGACUGAGUACGAGACUAGUAUCAAAAGACUUGAGGAAGCAAGUGCAGACCUGAGGAAACAAGUGGUUAGGUUAGAAGAAGAACUGGACCAAGAACGAAAGAAAUACACAAUGCUGGAAAUAAAGCUGAGGAAUUCUGAACGUGCUCGUGAAGAUGCUGAGAAGAGAAAUCACCUCCUCCAGAAGGAAAUGGAAGAGUUUUUUUCAACAUUAGGAUGUUUAACCUUUGGGAGUCAAAGUGCUAAAGGCCCCAAAUAGAAAAAGCUGAUGUACAGCAAAGGAAGUUCUAUUUCUGGCAAAAACCAGUCUCUAUGCGCAUUUUGUUCUGUUAUACUCGUGUAUCAUGAGUAAUUCUGCAGUGAUUGUGCUCUCAGUGCCACUUACUCUGUUGUCUGUCUUUACAUGCGCUGUAGUAUUUGGGCCAGCUGGAAAAGACUGUGAAAUAUAAUGCUUAAAAGUGUAGAUGUCAAAUUGCCAAGGAAAAGUGAGCACUCUUUUUUUUUUUUUUUUUUUUCAAUCUACAAGUCCAAAGAUACCAUUCGCUGUUCCUGUACUGUUGCCAUCUUUGGAUUUACUGCACCAUCCUCUUGCUGGUUCAAGGACAAUGGCAAGGUAUAUUAUUUAGGCAAGAUGGCUAGAAAUAAUGGACAGGCUGAGCCUGGAGCUGAGGGUUGCCUAUGCUUCUGCCUGGGACAAUCACAGUUCUCGUAUCUAUGUCACCAUAUUCAACACGGUUUAGUAUACGGAUUUAAUAUGUGGAAUUUUUCCUCCCCGCUCCCUGCAUAAAGUUUGUUCAAGUUUCUCAGCCUGAAAAGUGGCACGAGAAUGUUUUACAAACAAAGGCUUACAGUUGAAGAUGCUGGAAAUUCUGCCAGUUCAUUAAAGUUGUCACUUACUUACUGAAUAGGUCCAACUGCUUCACAGAAAUGUAACUUAUUAAAGUAUAUGUAAUUUGGCCAUGCAAACUCCAUAAAACUUUAAAUAUGCAUAUUUUUUGCCCUAGGUGGUUUUUUUUGAACCAGAAAUAGAGCAGUAUUAGCCACAAGAAUGAAUCUCAUGAGCUUAUACAUACUGAUCAGACACGAAGGCAGAAGAGUGAUUCUUAUCAAAACACAGCCAAAUAAUUACUGAGGGUGUUUUUUUUUUUUUUU